GCGGCCGGCGCCAUUUUGCGGAGCCGCUCGUGUCGGGUGCCGCCAUGUUGGUGAGGAGAAAUCACCGUUACGGCCACUGUCCAAAUGCCCGCGUCGCCGCCCGCCGCCCGGCCGCCCCCGCGCCUCAGCCAGCAGCGGCGAGUAGAGACUAGAGCGGCAGCGCCGGCAGCGCGGGGCCGCGGCCGUGGCCCAGUGUUGGCAGUUAGAGCCCCACCUCUCUGGCGUGGUUGUUAAUAGACUGGAAAGUCUGUGUCUGUGUCGCUCACUAGUAACCGUGAGUUUUUACCACCUCGUCACCCGUCGGCGGCGGCCGGGGCCGGCUCCCGCGGCGGCGCCGGGCCCGCUGCCCCGCGCCCCGCCGCCGCCGGCCUGCAGACCGGCCCUCCAGCCCCGCCCCGUUCUUGACCAAACAUGACAGACUGUGAACAUGCAGGGCACGACAGAGAAGAUGGUGAAUUAGAAGAUGGUGAAAUAGAUGACACAGGAUUUGAAGAAACACAAGAACGGGAAGCAAAAGAAAAUGAAAAACAUAAAAAUGAAAAAGCUUAUAGAAAAUCAAGAAAAAAACACAAGAAGGAACGAGAGAAGAAAAAAUCCAAAAGGAGAAAACGUGAGAAACAUAAGCAUAAUUCUCCUAGUGGUGAUAGUUCAGACUACAGCCUUGAUUCAGAUAUUGAACACACAGAGAGUUCCCAUAAAAAAAGAACUGGUUUCUACAGGGAUUAUGACAUUCCAUUUUCUCAGCAUGGACAUAUAUCAGGAAGCUACAUGACAUCAAAGAAGAGUCAAUAUAACAAGAAAUUUAAAAGUAGAGAAUAUGAUGAGUACAGUAAUUAUAGUGAUGACAACUUCGGUAAUUAUAGUGAUGACAACUUUGGUAACUACAGCAUGGAAACAGAGGAAGAUUAUUCCAAUCAGUUGAAACAUUACAGACAAGCUAACGAAACAUCAAAUACUACCUUUGGGUCAUCAUAUUCUAAAGAAAUGGAGAAAAAACAGAGGAUGAAAGGACCUCAUCAUGGUACAGAACAGAGGGUUAAAAGUUUUAAUAUUGGUCGAGGCCGUGGUUUACCGAAGAAAAUCAAACGAAAAGACCGUGGGGGAAGAGUUAAUAAAGGGCCUAAUGUCUUCUCAGGAAUGGAUGAAUUUCAAGAGUAUAGUAAACCAGGGAAAAAAUGGAAGGUUAUGACUCAGGAAUUCAUUAGCCAGCACACAGUGGAACACAAAGGAAAACAGAUCUGUAAAUACUUCCUGGAAGGAAGAUGUAUUAAGGGAGAUCAGUGUAAAUUUGAUCAUGAUGCAGAGUUGGAGAAGAGAAAAGAGAUCUGCAGAUUUUACUUACAGGGAUAUUGUACCAAAGGAGAGAACUGCAUUUAUAUGCAUAAUGAAUUUCCCUGCAAGUUCUAUCACAGUGGAGCAAAAUGUUACCAAGGAGACAACUGUAAAUUUUCCCAUGAUGAUCUGACUAAAGAAACAAGGAAACUUUUAGACAAAGUAUUGAAUACUGAUGAAGAACUUAUAAAUGAAGAUGAAAGGGAAUUAGAAGAACUUAGAAAGCGUGGUAUAACUCCUCUUCCCAAACCACCUCCUGGAGUUGGGCUUUUGCCAACCCCACCUGAGCAUUUUCCCUUUUCUGAUCCUGAAGAUGAUUUUCAGACAGAUCUCUCUGAUGAUUUCAAGAAGAUUCCAUCUCUCUUUGAAAUAGUUGUAAAACCUACUGUGGAUUUAGCACAUAAAAUUGGGAAAAAGCCACCAGCGUUUUAUAACAGUGCCUCUCCACCAGGACCACAGUUUCAAGGAAGCAGUCCACAUACCCAACAUAUCUAUAGUUCUGGGGCAAGUCCAGGUUCUGGACCCAGUAUGUCUGGAGAAUGCAGUAGUCCUGUGAUGCACCCAGGCUCUCCUGGACAUCACCCAUGUGCAGAAGCUCCCGGUGCUGCAGUGUCACAGAGCCCACCGUUGCCACCUGGUCCUCCUGAAAUUGUAAGCCCUCACAGUCAAGCUGGAGGUCUUCAGGCAGAUGCUUCUUUGACACCACAGAGUAUGGGUGGAACUUACCACUCCCCGGGCUUUCUGGGACAUGGAAUGAAAGUACCCAGAGAGAAUCCCUGCUCUCCAGGUUCUUCAUACCAGCAGAUCCCCGGGGAAAUGCAGCUCAGCACCGACUAUGACUCCCUACAGAACUCAGCUGAGUUUUAUGAUAAUUACUAUUUACAACAUGAUGUCCAUAACUUUCAGCCACUCCAUAACUCUGGUGAUGGCAUGUGGCAUGAGGAAUUUGCCCAAGAGCAGCUGCCCAUUGGUCAGGAUUCACCUACCCUUGAGAAUGAGCCUGACACUAGCAGUAACAUGACAGCCCAUGGCCCUCUGCCUGUUCCAGGGCUCCUUCCUGCAGUACAGAGAGCUCUAUUUGCUCGACUUACUCAAAGGUAUCAGGAAGACGAAGAACCAGCUAGCACCCAGUCUCAAAGAACACCAAGCAAGGAAGAAGAUGAUACAGUUAACUGGUAUUCCAGUAGUGAAGAAGAAGAAGGAAGCAGUGUCAAAUCAAUACUGAAAACAUUACAGAAACAAACAGGAGUGUUAAGGAAUCAACAGCAACCUUCUACUGAACAUAGCACUCCUACUGAUCCAAGACUUGCUAAAGAGAAAAGGAAAGGAAAUCAGGUGGUUGACCCUAGACUUAGGACUAUUCCAAGGCAAGACAUUAGAAAACCUUCUGAAUCUGUCCCGGUGGAUCUUAGACUUUCGUGGGAUCCCAGAAAAUUAAGAGGAAGUGGAAGUAGUCAAGUUGGCUCUGUAGUUAGGGGAACAAAGUUUGAUUUACACCAUUCAAGUGCUAGUGCUAAUAUCAAACACAAAAGAGGAGAUGAUGAUGAUGAAGAAACAGAAAGAGAACUGAGAGAAAAAGCUUUCUUAAUACCUUUAGAUUCUUCACCUGGUGUAAUACUCCAGGAUCCAAGGUCACAAUUGAGACAGUUCAGUCACAUUAAAAUGGACAUUAUCCUAACCAAACCCAACUUUGCAAAACACAUUGUGUGGGCGCCAGAAGAUUUACUUCCAGUACCUUUACCUAAGCCUGAUCCCGUAUCUUCAAUCAAUUUACCUCUGCCCCCUCUUAUAGCUGACCAGAGGCUCAAUAGGUUGUGGAAUAAAAAAGAUGAUCUUCAUCAAAACACAGUGCCCACUGAUCCAAAAUUAACAGCCAAGGCCAAAAUUAAUCCAACAAACAGAGAUGCUUACCUCGAACAAUUUGGAGACUUACAUAGUUCAGGAAGUAAAUUAGGAGAUCCUAGGCUACAAAAGAAUUUUGAUCCUAGGCUUCACAGACUGUCCAGUACGGAGUCCUAUCAAGCAGCUGUGAAGGAAUCACAUACAUCAAAGAGUACACCUCAUUUAGCCAGAUCAAACCCUGGUUCAUCACAGCCACUGGGAACAGUUCCUACCAGCACCAGUCCUGAGGCUGUGCCUCCGUAUGCCCCUAAACUCUCAUCCUCAGCUGGCCUUCCCCCGGGAACUCCGACUUCAGUUCUUGGCGGUAUUAGUUUAUAUGACCCUAGAGAGCAAGGUUUGUCAUCUCCACCAGAGCUAGCAGCAGUUUCUGUAGGAGAAAAUUUAGAGAACCAGAAAAGUGGUUUAAAAAACAGUGACAAAAAUGAGCCUUCUCCUCCUGGAGAAGUCCUCCCACAGAAGAACACUCCAGAUGCAGAAGUCACUGGUGAGGGGCCAGCUGACACGCAGGCAGAUAGUGUCAGGAGUUCCAACAAGGGUCAGGUCUCAGCAGUGCACAGUCUUCCCAUUCAGACCCUAGCAGGCUUGAUCCGACCCCCAUACGGUGACCCAAGGCAGGCGAAGCAGCCCGGACAGGUGAGCCCGAUACCAGAUCAUGACCCCAGUAGAGAAACAGAUGACAAAUCUCUAAAAGAGGUUUUUAAAACGUUUGACCCAACUGCUUCACCAUUUUGUUAGCGCUCAUGUAAUUAAGCAGUUCUUUUCACUCUUGUGAUUUUUUGCAGUCCUCUGCUGUUUUGUAACUGGUUUACCUCUAUAGUUUAUUUAUUUUUAAAUUAUAAACACUUUUCAGCUGCUAGUAUCAGAACCACAUGAAAUUAUAUCCUCUAAAGUCUGUGGUAUUUUAUAUAAUAUUUUUAUAACUUUAAGAGACUGUAGUAAUUGACAUAGAAUUGCAUAUCAUGUUAGUAAAGUACUUUUAUUGUAAAUAAACCACCAGAACUCAGCACUCUGCCUGAACUUAUGCCAGUUGUCUUUCAUAAUCAAUGUUUAGAUAAAUGAUUACCACUUUUAUAUGGUUGUUUAGUUUUAAGCAAUAUGAUAUAUAUUACUUUUGAGAAACAGUAUUUUGACUAGGAUCCUCUCUCUAUUUGUCAGCAUAGAACUGAUUAGUAUGUUAUGCCAGCUGCUAACUAAAUUGUAAAAUGAAGUGUAAAACAAUUUAAAAUCUUAAUUAGCAUAGCAAUUCAUGGUUAAGGGCAUCACUUUUAUUAGUAUUGGCAAUAUUAUUGUGUAUAUGAAGCAUUUGAAUGUCAUAUCUUUUUAAAGUAUUGUAUACUGUAUCAUAGAUGUUGGAGAUAUAUGAAUAGGAUGUUUUGCUAAGGUGAAAUAUUCCCAAAUUCUCUAACAUAACUUUUUAAAUUUAAUUUUUCCUAUCAAAUAACAAUGAAUUAUGGCUGUAUUACAUUGUGAUGUUCAUGUAUUUCAAUGUUUUUGUCUUUCGUGGCAUAAUUUAUAUUAUUUUUCAAAUAAUGUAGCUACAGUAAUUGUGUUCAUCAUGAUAUUGGCAAUUUUUAACAAAAAUUUCAAAAGAAUUAGUGAGUCUGAAGUGAUUAUUACAUUGAUAAUGUGUCUUAAACGGUCUGUAUUCUUUUCUUAAACAGCAAGAAAGCACUGAGAUGGCAGGUAUAGUUAACUGUAUGCAGCUACCAAUAAAGAAUCUCUUUCAGAUUUCACCUGA
This is a messenger RNA of Perognathus longimembris pacificus (Pacific pocket mouse), 4972 nucleotides long. RefSeq names its product zinc finger CCCH-type containing 6 (gene Zc3h6). Gene Ontology annotation, biological process: negative regulation of DNA-templated transcription. The transcript is spliced from 12 exons. Lineage: Eukaryota; Metazoa; Chordata; Mammalia; Rodentia; Heteromyidae. Bases 412 to 3969 code for a protein of 1185 amino acids. The record is from RefSeq and is a predicted model, not a curated record. Gene Ontology annotation, cellular component: nucleus. Gene Ontology annotation, molecular function: metal ion binding; RNA binding.